Messenger RNA from Sinocyclocheilus anshuiensis, 1941 nucleotides. It is a transcript of the gene gpr4, whose product is annotated as G protein-coupled receptor 4. The transcript has a single exon. Gene Ontology annotation, biological process: G protein-coupled receptor signaling pathway. NCBI's taxonomy places the organism in Eukaryota, Metazoa, Chordata, Actinopteri, Cypriniformes, Cyprinidae. The coding region runs from base 172 to 1266 and encodes 364 amino acids. Gene Ontology annotation, cellular component: membrane. The record is from RefSeq and is a predicted model, not a curated record. Gene Ontology annotation, molecular function: G protein-coupled receptor activity.
CCAUGCUAGACCGUAGUGGGCAACAGUGUUACAGUCACAAUACAAUACAUGAAAGCUAAAAGGAAACCUCUUGACUUUCUAGUCUUAGUUUUAAACAUGGCUUGAGUUGGGACUGUAGAAGCCUCAGCCAAUUUCGAUGAUUAUAGAAGUCUCUGAGGAAGCGAAGAGACCAUGUGUAACAUCUCAACCUCGUGCAAUGUUGACUCGAACAUAGACCAGUUCUUCCAGCCGGCGCUGUAUAUUAUCGUCAUCGUCCUUGGGUUCCCCACCAACUGCAUGGCCCUGUGGGCCGCGUACAUGCAGGUCAGACAGAAGAACGAGUUGGGGGUCUACUUGAUGAACCUCUCGGUGGCUGACCUCUUGUAUAUAGCCACUUUGCCGCUUUGGAUCGACUAUUUCCUCCACCAUGACAACUGGAUCCACGGUCAAGUGUCCUGCAAGCUGUUCGGUUUCAUCUUUUACACCAACAUCUACGUCAGCAUCGCCUUCCUCUGCUGCAUAUCUGUGGAUCGUUACUUGGCAGUGGCUCAUCCCCUGAAAUUCGCUAAAGUCCGCAGGGUCAAAACAGCCUUGCUGGUCAGCGUUGUUGUGUGGGUAACAGAAAUAGUGGCCAACUCUGCGCCUCUCUUCCACGAUGAGCUUUUCAAGGACCGCUUCAACCACACCUUCUGCUUCGAGAAGUAUCCCAUGCAGGAUUGGGUGGCCGGGAUGAACCUUUACCGUACUUUUCUCGGUUUCUUGGCGCCUUGGGGAGUGAUGUUGGCUGCGUACAGAGGCAUCCUGAGAGCCGUGCGCAGUAACGUCUCCACUGAGCGCCAAGAGAAGGCCAAAAUCAAGAGGCUGGCCCUCAGUUUGAUCCUCAUCGUCCUCCUCUGCUUUGCUCCCUAUCACGUCCUCCUGUUGUGGCGUAGCGUGCUCUUCCUUAGCAACCCCUGCGAUUGCGGUGCUGAGGAGAACUUGUUUGGUGCUUAUCAUGUGACUCUAGCACUCACCAGCCUCAACUGUGUGGCGGACCCCAUCCUCUACUGCUUUGUCAACGAAGGGGCCCGUCAUGACGUGGGCCGGGCCCUGGCCACUCUCUUCGGUCUCUUCCAACGGGACCAAAGCCCAGAGGCACUCAUGGGAGCGUCCAUCACCGUUGAGACGCCUCUGGCUAUGAAGAAGCCCGAUUUCUACAGUGAGGUCAAAACGAAUGCUUAUAAAACUGACAUUGAAGUGCUCAAAGACGAGUGCCUUCAAAUGACCAUUCUCAGUGUUAAAAAGUGAAGUUAAAUGUCGAUGUGACAUACAGCGGCCCCAUAAAGUGUGUGGACACUUACGUGCACACUUAAAACUUAAUUUUUAUUGAAAUUAGCAAAAUAUUAAACCAAGUGGCAUCUGCAAAUGCUGCUAGAGCUUAUCUUAAAAAAACAAACAAACUCCGUUUCUGUGUGCUAUUUUGUCAGUGACUUUUAAAGCCCAAAGUAUACUUCGGUAUUGAUGCGAAUGCUUACGAACACAGGCCCAUAGCAUAUGCGCAUUGUGAAGAUUUGUCCUUGUCCAGUAUCUACGCUAUUUCUCUCGAGAAGUCAUGACUGAUAAAAUUGUCUUUGUACUCAUUUAAACUAGAGUUGCGUGUAUCUCUUAACCCCUUCACACAAGUAAUUGUCAACGAGAGUGUCUGUUGUUGUUGCGGUCUCCAGCAGUUUGUUUUUCUGUUUGUUUCUGCUUUGACUGUUAAACAAUGGGCUGGGGCAGUGUCGCCACCUUAUGGAUAAGCUAAUUACUGCAACAAAAAAAAAAAAUCGAUGUGCAUGUGCGAGUGUACUGUACAUAUUAUGGUGAUGAAGUUUUAUAUUACGUUGAUUUCUAGUAGAUGUAUGAAGUUCUCCUCACUAACAUUUAACAACCAAAAAAGUCAGAAUACUUUUUUGCCUAAAUUUUUAACAAUAUUUCUUUUGU